Molecule: messenger RNA, 3865 nt
Organism: Larimichthys crocea (large yellow croaker)
Lineage: Eukaryota; Metazoa; Chordata; Actinopteri; Sciaenidae
Gene: hoxa3a
Product: homeobox A3a
Exons: 4
Coding region: 1573-2826 (417 amino acids)
Biological process (GO): regulation of transcription by RNA polymerase II; anterior/posterior pattern specification; embryonic skeletal system morphogenesis
Cellular component (GO): nucleus
Molecular function (GO): RNA polymerase II cis-regulatory region sequence-specific DNA binding; DNA-binding transcription factor activity, RNA polymerase II-specific
Source: RefSeq, a predicted model, not a curated record
UAUUAAAAGAGAGGGUUAACUUGUUAAUCAGUGCGUAAAGUUGCGCAGUUUCUCUCGAAGUAAGAUUUGCAGAGGUUGAAACAGUUCCAACAUUUCCAGAUGUUUAAUGUAUUACCUAUUCAAAAUGAAGUAUGUCUCAUAUCCAACACUCUGCGUUAAACGUGUUGAUAUGUCUGAUUCCCAUCAUGUCUUUUCAAGCUAAACUGACUGAAAGUCUAAUCCGUGAAAUGUGCAUGGAUGUCAUGCGUAUUUUCGUGGAUAAGGAUGAGAUGUGGUUGGAAUUUAGGAGGCAGAUAUCAGCUUCUUAAAUGUUGCAGACUUUGCUGCUGACACUUGAAACAAGCCAGCCCAGAAUUGUUAAAUAUAUCCGGCCACACAUAUUGUUCUAACUUGCCAUUAUAAGGAGAUCUCAGCCAACUUCAGUGCACCAGAGUGUGAGUGUUGGUCACUACCUGCUACAUCCAAACAAUAGAGAGUUCAACCAAGGGACACGGCCGUCUCUGGCCAAUCACCGGCUCAGAGCACUUCUUCUGACCCCUGACCUUUCGACACACACAAUGUUCAGACCAUACAUCAGUGUUGAGACCUCCGCGAGCCUUUUCUUCUCAUUUAAGAUUUACCCAGAGACAGCGCGGAAACAAAAACGGCGUUUAGGUGUGAAUCUGAGCCAUGAAUUUUCCCAAAAUUUAUUCCUAGAGACAGCUCCUCUGCAAUUCAUCACAGAAACACCCCUGUCAGGCCCUGUAGACGAAGCAGAUAUGAGCUGAAAUGCUAGCAUUGUGCAUGUAAUUUAGUACGUCUUUCAAUAUGUUUUGGCACUUAUGGUUUCUGCUCGAUAUUUAUGCCAAUAAUAUCACAAUGAAUGAGUUUGCAGUGCAGUUAAUCGUAAAUUAGAUAAACCUGUCAUACACACCGAAUUUAAACACGUCGGUAAAAGCUUUACAUAGUUGUUGGUAUAGUUUGUUUUACAUCUUUCACAUUUUUUCGCUUUUUUUUUUGUCUGCUUUAAAAAACAAUCUUGCAGAAAUGUUAAACCCCCCUCUUUGCAUCCUUUGCAUGUUCAGCCCUCCAUGCAGCACUCGCUGCAGACAUGGAAGCUGUGCAGAAGAUGGCGUUUGAUUCUGAUUGGCACCGAUUUUGCGCAGACUCCAAGAAGUCCAACUAGUUAAAUUACAGAUUUCAAGUCAUUUGAUUCGCGAAUAGAGGUCACUUCCAAUGUACUGAAAUUUUAAUUCGCCCGUUCACGUGACUUGUUGAAUAAUGAAUGCCCCGGGGUCAGAAAUAGAUCUGAAAAUCUGCCUUAUUUUCAUUUGAAGUGAUCCUCUGCAGGGUGCGAGUCAGAUCUCUUCUCCCCUGACAAAAGUCUGUCUGCUGGACACAGACCGUCAUGACCUAAAUCCAGCCAAGUAAAUUCAGGCCAUCGCACGGUCUCCGAGACACCUUGAACUGCCUUCGGUUCACCCGAGGAGGCCAUUGGCGGAGAGGCGUCACGUGACCACGGGGUGCCAAUGUUAUUCUACAAGGGUGUCAAGACCCUGUCAGUUUCUGAAAUAAAUAUUGGGAAACGGCGAGAUGCAAAAGGCAACCUACUACGACAGCUCCGCAAUUUACAGUGGCUACCCAUAUCAAAGCGCAAAUGGCUUCAGUUAUGAUGCCAAUCAGGUCCAAUAUCCCCGGGCCUCUCAUGUGGAAAGUGAGUACCAUCGACCUGCCUGCUCCCUGCAGUCUCCUGACGGCUCCGUGGCUCUGCAGAAGCCGGGGGAGAUGGCGGAGAGCUGCGACAGGACCACAGCCAUUCAGGCGUCGCAGUCUAAGGUUCAUCCCGAAAGCAAUCAACCGCAGGUGCCGGUGUCAGGCCCACCCCCUCCCUCACAGUCCCCCGGUGCUAUCAGCCAAAACACAAGCAACGGGUCCAACCAACCCAGUGCCAAGAACGGCUCCCCGACCUCUACUGCUCGCGGCAAACAGAUCUUCCCCUGGAUGAAGGAAUCCCGUCAGAACACCAAGCAGAAACCCACCAGUAGCUCCAGUUCAGUGGAGAGUUGUCCUGGAGACAAGAGUCCUCCAGGGUCAGCAGCAUCGAAGAGGGCCCGGACAGCUUACACCAGCGCCCAGCUAGUGGAGCUAGAGAAGGAGUUCCACUUUAACCGGUACCUUUGCAGACCCCGGAGGGUGGAGAUGGCCAACCUGCUCAACCUCACAGAAAGACAGAUCAAAAUCUGGUUCCAGAACCGCAGGAUGAAAUACAAGAAGGAUCAGAAAGGCGUCGGAAUGAUGCCUUCCCCUGGCGGACAGUCCCCUCGGAGUCCUGUGGGCCCGGCCUCCGGUGGUGGAGGAGGCGUAGGAUACCUCAACUCUAUGCAUUCUCUUGUAAACAGUGUACCUUAUGACUCCCAGUCGCCGACGUCUUACAAUAAACCUCAUCAAAAUGCAUACGGUAUGGCCACGUCAUAUCCCCCUCCCUUGAACAGCUCCCUCAACAACUGCCCGCCCUCCCAGAAGAGAUAUCCCGGGACCGACUCGGCCACGCCCGAGUAUGACGCGCAUCCUCUCCAAGGCAAUGGCAACUAUGGGACGCACAUGCAGGGCAGCCCUGUUUAUGUCGGCGGAGGUUACAUCGACUCAAUGCCUAAUUCUGGAACCUCUGUUUUCGGUCUGACCCAUCUCCCGCACCCGCCGUCCGCAAAUAUGGACUACAAUGGAGCAAUCACAAUGGGCAACAGUCAGCACCACGGAGUGUGUGAUCCGACACCGACGUACACAGACCUAACGCCGCACUACUCUCAGGGAAGAAUCCAGGAAGCGCCCAAACUGACGCAUCUGUAGCGGUGGCGCAGCCCGGAUCACUCCGCCCAUUGUCUUAUCCACCUCCAGACACAUUACUGCUUUGUUUCUGCGCCUCCUCACGGCUCCCACCUUCUCUCUGCCUUUGUUUAUGUUUCCUAUAGUUUGAUGUGUGAAGUAGCGUAGGAUAAAUAAUCAUGACUUGCUUGAAUUUUUCUCUAUUUGCUCGUGUCAUUGUCUCACAAAGACCUUUAUCUGGGCUGUAGGACGUCUAGAGCGGGAGGGAGGGGGGCACAGUAUAUUCAUAGGCCUAUUUAAUCUUUUUUUUUUUUUUCCAAAAAAAAUCUUGUUUUAAAAUUGAAACUCAAACAGGGUAUUAUGAACAUAUGUUAUUCAUUUUUAAUGUGAAUUUGUCCGUUUAUUUAUCCGCAGUUGAAGAAUUGUGUUAUUUUGCAUUUUGUUGCACUUGUGAAAGGAUCCUUCAAGAGCCACGACUUGGGAUUUAUGAGGGGAAUACAUUUUUCAAAAACAAGGGUCAUGAGCUUACACGCAACCCCCCUUGCUUGUGUUGUUCUAUUGGACUUUCUAAUGUUAUUUAUUUUGUUCGGUGUAAAGAUAAGAGUCCUUUAGUAUUAUUUGACACCUCUGCGAUCUUUGUGUGGGGAGAAGGUUGCUGGAAAAAAUUAGCGUCUCGACCCUUUUCCAGUCCAUACAUGUAGUCUGCAGAAGCUCCUCAGCAGCAGCAGCAGCAGCACACCACACCAUGUUGCUAUUAUGGGCUAUGUUUCCAAUUUUUCUUCUUCUUCGAGGAGGUGUUUCCUUUUCUCAGCGAAUGUAAAAUCAAUCAGUCAUGCAAUAAGGGUGGAAAGAAGGACACACGUUAGCAGUUUCUUUAUUGAAGAAUAAAAAAAAAAAAGAAACAAGACAUCAUCAAUUUUCUUUUCCGAUGUCACACAUUCCAUGCUGCUCCAGUUCGAAGAAAUAAAUAAAAGAAUUGAAAUAAUAAAUGCAGCAAAUCUUGUAGUUUUAAUUUGGACACACCAGAAGCAUUUCACGUGGUCACAAAAAUAAACACGACAGA